AUGAUCACCGGACACCGGAGGCAAAGAGCAACGGCGAAAGAGUGCAAAUAUUUUCCUGAAGAAUGUUGGGAACUAAUAUUCAAUCGUCUACUACUCCAUUUGUCUGUAAUACAUCACGGUACAUUAUCUAAACUCAUUCACCGAUUUCCUCAUCUUAAUUCCAUUGAUAUUAGCAAUUUCGAUGGUGAUCUUGAGCUUAUUCUCUUUGAUAUUGCCAAGUAUGUACCCAAUCUAGUACGACUUGACUUGUCUAAACACAGUUUUUUACCCAUAGAGGGGUUGAAGGAAUUGGGGCGUAAAUUAAAGGGUUUGAAAUGCAGAAAUCUCACAUCAAUUAGAGACUCUUGUUUGUAUGUUAUAGCAGAGUCGUUUCAGUUUUUGGAAGAGCUAGACAUUAGGUAUCCAAGAAACCCUAGUUUUCUAAAUCGUCACGAAUUGUUUGUGACUGAUUCUGGGAUUGAGGUUUUAUCUGUUAAUUUGAGUAAGAUUAAUGUUUCUGGGAAUUCAGGGAUUAGUGAUCGGUCAGUGGUUGCUCUGUAUAGGAAUUGUUUGAAUUUACAAUGCAUUAGGGCGGAAGAUACUUUGAAAGGGAUCUUUUCUAUAGAGCGUGCUUGUGCUGCUUUGAGUUCGAUUUCAGUGUCCAAUAUUCCAAACAUUGGAUGCUUUAAAGACACUGGAAGUUUCUGA
Molecule: messenger RNA, 687 nt
Organism: Solanum tuberosum (potato)
Lineage: Eukaryota; Viridiplantae; Streptophyta; Magnoliopsida; Solanales; Solanaceae
Exons: 1
Coding region: 1-687 (228 amino acids)
Source: RefSeq, a predicted model, not a curated record